This is a messenger RNA of Balaenoptera ricei (Rice's whale), 1926 nucleotides long. RefSeq names its product pseudouridine synthase 1 (gene PUS1). Gene Ontology annotation, biological process: mRNA pseudouridine synthesis; tRNA pseudouridine synthesis. Gene Ontology annotation, cellular component: nucleus. Lineage: Eukaryota; Metazoa; Chordata; Mammalia; Artiodactyla; Balaenopteridae. Bases 371 to 1672 code for a protein of 433 amino acids. Gene Ontology annotation, molecular function: pseudouridine synthase activity; RNA binding. The record is from RefSeq and is a predicted model, not a curated record. The transcript has 6 exons.
CCGGGUCGGGGCGCGCCCCACUAGUCCCGGCGGGGGUGGCCGGGGUCCCCCUGAUUCCCGAGAGAGAGCCGGCUGGGCGGGGCGAGAGGACGAGGGGGGAGCAGGAGGGACUGGGGAGGUCAGAGGUCAGCCUGGGGGUCAGGGACGUCUUAGGUUAUCCGCGGGCGGGGCUGGAGCGUGAGAGGGUCCCGGGAAGGUUAGAGUUCACAAGGGGUGGGGCUGGAGCGUGGCCGUGGUCGGAGUUAAGGAGGGGCGGGCUGGUGUGUAGGGGCCCCGGGGAGGUUAGGGGUCUAGAGGGCCCGGGUGGGUGCGUACCGGGGGAGGUCAGGGGUCGGGCGCGUGCCCCCCCCCCCGCCCCUCCCGGGCCUGCAUGGGGCUCCCCAGCCUGCGGGCGGCGGCCUGGGCCCUGAGGAGAGCCUGCGGACCGUGGACCCCGCGCCUGGGACCGCGCCUCCUCUGUUUGCCCCCCAUGGCAGGGAAUGGGGAGGCCCCCGUGCCCGUGGGGACCCAGCAGGAGCAGGACAGGAAGGGCCGGCGUGGCUGGCAGGGCACGGCCAGGAUCUGGGAGGAAACAGAGCAGCAGGCGAAGAAGCUCAAGAGCAGCGAGGACGGGGAGCAGCACAGGAAGCUGCCCAAGCGGAAGGUGGUGCUGCUCGUGGCCUAUUCCGGGAAGGGCUACCACGGCAUGCAGAGGAAUGUUGGGUCCUCGAAAUUCAAGACCAUCGAAGAUGACCUGGUGUCCGCCCUGGUCCGGUCGGGUUGUAUUCCUGAGAAUCACGGGGAGGACAUGCGGAAGAUGUCCUUCCAGCGCUGCGCCCGGACGGACAAGGGUGUGUCUGCGGCUGGCCAGGUUGUGUCCCUGAAGGUGUGGCUGAUUGACGACCUCUUAGAAAAGAUUAACAGCCACCUUCCGUCUCACAUUCGGAUACUGGGACUGAAGAGGGUCACGGGCGGCUUCAACUCCAAGAACAAGUGUGAUGCCAGGACCUACUUCUACAUGCUGCCCACGUUCGCCUUCGCCCACAAGGACCAUGACGCGCAGGACGAGACGUACCGGCUGCAGGCGGAGACGCUGGGGCGUGUGAACCGGCUCCUGGCCUGCUACAGGGGCACCCACAACUUCCACAACUUCACCUCGCAGAAGGGGCCCCGCGAGCCCAGCGCCCGGCGCUACAUCCUCGACAUGUUCUGCGAGGAGCCCUUCGUGCGCGAAGGCAUGGAGUUCGCGGUGAUCAAGGUCAAGGGCCAGAGCUUCAUGACGCACCAGAUCAGGAAGAUGGUGGGGCUGGUGGUGGCCAUCGUCAAGGGCUACGCGCCCGAGAGUGUGCUGGAGCGCUGCUGGGGGGAGGCCAAGGUGGACGUGCCCAAGGCGCCGGGGCUCGGCCUGGUCCUGGAGCGGGUGCACUUCGAGAAGUACAACCAGCGCUUCGGCCACGACGGGCUGCACGAGCCGCUGGACUGGGCGCGGGAGGAGGCUGAGGUCGCGGCCUUCAAGGAGCAGCACAUCUACCCCACGAUCAUCAGCACCGAGCGCCACGAGAGGUCCAUGGCCCAGUGGCUGAGCACCCUGCCCGUGCACGACUUCAGCGCCACUGCCCACGCGGCCGCCGGCCCGGGCACCAAGGUCCCCCGCGCCCUGGAAGGCAGUGACGGGGAUGGGGGCAGUGACUGAGUUGGCCCACGACACGCACCACGCACGCCGGGACCUGCCAGCUGCUGCUGGCCGCGUGCCUCGCCCGGACGGGACAGCCCGCGCCCGGCCUCCUCACCUCAGGGUCCUGAGACCUGCAUCUUUCUGAGUUUCCAUCACAGGGAGAACCUGCUGCGAAUCUGUUUUCAGCGCACGCGUUGACUACACACAACUCAGCACGUAAAGACACUAUUUUUUUAAAGAAGCGAUUUUCUUAUUAAAUAAGUACAAACCUU